AAAAAUCAAUUUGCAUAUGUAUAAAGCGGGAUUGGCAGCUGCCAAUAUGGCUCGAGGGGAAAGUCUUUCCACACUCUUAAAAUUGGGUUAUUAGUUUGCUUUAGACAUAUAUGUAUACUAAGAAUUAUAGGGUUAACACAAUGCCAAUACAAAUCAAUAUGUAUCUAUUAAGACUUUCGCUAUAUAUUUGGCAAAAUUCGAAUAAAUUUUUACUAGAAAGAACAAGACAAUAGACUACAAGACAAUGAUGAAUUAGGUUGUUGGCCACAACGCGAUAGAGAGAUGAAGAUCUCAUCAGUGUGAUACGAACCAAGAACAGCAACGGUUGGUCACUAUGGAGUUACAAUUGUAUAUAUCAUUGGCAUUGUUCAUAGCAUGGAGAUAUCCUGAUGAAACUUCAGGAGGAAGAAUAACAAAUCUCGAUUUGGAAAGCAACAACAACUGGAUACCAAAAGAACAAACCAACUUUGGUUACAACUAUGUUCCGCAUGGAGGUUACAAGAGGCAACGUUUGCAUGUUCGCGGCAAGGCGGCACCAACAACCACAACUGAGCGUCCAUUCAUUAGAGUCUGGAACAGCUUUGUACGCAGCGUCCAGCCCAAUUUUAGUCUACGCAAUCUAACCAAUCCAUUGGUUAAUCUUUUUAACGAUGGCACUGCCAAUAUAAUUGAAACUCCGCCUGUGUUUGUCCAGUCAAUUGAUCCUGAGGAGCAGCAGCAAUUCCAAAACGUUGAAGUAGAUCGUCCACAGAGUUCGAAUAAAAAGAAGCGUAAGCGUCGCAAGCAGCAGAAGCGAAGACCUGUCAUUGAUUCAGAAGAAUUUUAUGAUCCAUAUGAUUAUUAUGGAGCACCACCAGCACAGCCAUCUUUAUUGCCUCAGGCUCAACCAAUGUUUUUCUUUGAUACCAAUUCGGGCAGCUAUUACGGAGUGCAGCGUUUCCGUCCAGAAGACUUUGACGAUCAAAGAAACUACUACAAUCAAUUCUAUGGAAGUGGUCUGCAAUCCCAAUCCAACGAAGAAAACGGGGAAGAACCCGAAAUGGAAGACGAAGAACCCACACCAUUGGCUAAACUGAAUACAAAGAAAGUGACGCUAUUGCGACCCUUGACGCUAUUAGUCCAAACAACCGACGACAAAAACGAUGUGAAUGCAGCUGCAGUUGAAGAAAGUGCAUCAACUGAAGACAACACAACGACUGAACCUUCAGCCGGCGACAGUGAAGACGCCGAGGCUAGCUACUCAUCUCUCUCUGAGAGCAUGCGCAAUGCCUUGGGCACGUACAUGCGCGACGAUCACCUUAAUCGUCAGCGUCAACGUCAUGAGGUAUCAGCAGCGGCCGAAUCAUCAGUUUCAGUCACCCCACGUCAUCGACACGGCUAUUUUCGGCUGCGCGCCUGGUAAUUCUUACAAAAG
Molecule: messenger RNA, 1414 nt
Organism: Drosophila willistoni
Lineage: Eukaryota; Metazoa; Arthropoda; Insecta; Diptera; Drosophilidae
Exons: 2
Coding region: 335-1402 (355 amino acids)
Source: RefSeq, a predicted model, not a curated record